AUGGCGCAAUCUGUUGUAGGAUUCGGACUUGUUCCCCAAAUCAAGGGUCUAAGCAGUGGCGUAGAUCGAAGAUGGGUGGCGGCCCGCGCAGAAAAUAACGAUGUCGGGCAAAGAAAAGGGUACAAACCCAUUCAUGUCCUCCACAGUGGACGACGGCCGCCUCCACUGAAAUGUGCAAAUCAGAAUCAACUGCAACAAGGUAGGCGAACUCCUUGGCGAGAAGAAGAUCAGCGGCCAGAUGCACUAGAAGAGAAAGGGAACGCUCAAGCAAGUUAUAUAGCACCCCUUCCUGAUGAAGGCUAUCCUCUGCAACAGCCUGGUGGGUACCCUCCCUACACUUACAGCCAGCCUGGUUCCCCUCCCUACAACCAGAGUUGUUACCCUUACUCUGCUUAUCCUCCGCAACAGCCUGGUGGGCAUCCUCUGCAACAGACUGGUGGGUAUCCUCCCUACAGCCAGGAUGGCUAUCCUUCCCCUGGUUACUCUGCCUAUCCCCAGCAGUAUCCUCCGCAGCAGCUUUACCCUAAUGUGGGCUAUUCACAGUAUCAGUAUCCUCAGCAGCAUCCUCGACAACAGGCUUAUCCUAAUGUGGGCUAUCCACAGUAUUAUAUCCUCCGCAGCAGGCUUAUCCUAAUUUGGGCUAUCCACAGUAUCCCAAGUUGA
Molecule: messenger RNA, 663 nt
Organism: Cryptomeria japonica (Japanese cedar)
Lineage: Eukaryota; Viridiplantae; Streptophyta; Pinopsida; Cupressales; Cupressaceae
Exons: 2
Coding region: 1-663 (220 amino acids)
Source: RefSeq, a predicted model, not a curated record